AUGUCUACCAAUGAAUUUCAAAGCCAGACAAAAGCGUUCCUUGAUUGGUUCAACUCUCUUCCUGGGUCUACUUUUUCUGAGCAUAUCGAGAUUAGAGAUCUACGAGAAAGAAAUGCAGGUCGCGGCAUAGUGGCACUUCAAGAUAUUCCUGCUGACACAGUCCUAUUUACUGUGCCUCGAAGUGAAAUUAUCAAUAUCGAGACCUCUGAGCUCAGAGCAAAGCUACCCGAUGUCUUUCUCAGCCAGGAUACUGCCAUGGAUUUGGAUGACAAGCCACAGCAAGAUCCCUGGAGCACGCUGAUCAUCAUCUUGAUUUACGAGUACUUCAAAGGAGACCAGUCGAAAUGGAGGCCAUACCUUGAUGUCCUUCCAGCAUCGUUCGAGACGCCCAUGUUUUGGUCUGAUGCUGAAGUUGAGGAGCUUCAGGCGAGCGCCACACGAUCAAAAAUUGGCAAAACCAAUGCUGAAGAAAUGUUCCACGCAAAGAUUUUGCCCGUGAUCCGUGGAAAUCCUGACGUCUUCCAAGCUAGUCAGGCCAAGAGCGAUGAAGAGCUUAUCCAGCUAGCCCAUCGCAUGGGCAGCACGAUAAUGUCAUAUGCUUUUGACUUUCAGAAUGAAGACGAAGAAGAAGAGGAUGAUUCUGAAGAAUGGGUCGAAGAUCAUGAGACCAAGUCUACAAUGGGUAUGGUGCCAAUGGCUGAUAUUCUCAACUCUGAUGCCGAGUAUAACGCACAUGUCAAUUAUGGAGAUGAUGCCCUCACCGUGGCAACGUUACGGACUAUCAAAGCGGGCGAAGAGAUCUUGAACUACUACGGCCCUCAUCCUAACUCUGAGCUCCUUCGUCGCUACGGCUACGUCACUCCGAAACACUCUCGUUAUGAUGUCGUCGAACUUCCAUGGAAGAUGAUUGAAGAUGCUUUGACAGCAAACCUGGGCCUAUCAAGUGAACAGCUUGAAAGCGCACGAGAGUAUUUGGACGAGGACGAAUUCGAAGAGACAUUUGUCUUGGAGCGAGAAUCAGAUGAGCCUAAUCCAGAUGGCACUUUUGCCAACCCAGCUAAAUUUAGCGACAUGCCAGAAGAUCUCCGGGAGCAGCUCAAAUCAAUGCUCAAGGCUAUUCGCAAAGUGGAUCCAUCAUGCAUUGUCGACAAGCGAAAACGUGACGAGAUUCAGCAUACUGUACUCAUCAAGGCGCUUGACGCCCUCACAUCACAGUAUCCGACGACAAUUAUAGAGGAUGAGCUCAUUCUUUCGGGCAGCAACCUUAGCGAGCGGCGCAAAGCCGCUGUCACAGUGAGGCUUGGGGAGAAACGAUUGCUCCAAGAGGCUAGAGUCUUUUUAUCGGGGAUCGCUUCCGAUGCCACUUUGGACGAUGCUCCAGCACCGAACAAGAAAGCUAGGCGGUAA
This is a messenger RNA of Trichoderma gamsii, 1407 nucleotides long. RefSeq lists its product as hypothetical. NCBI's taxonomy places the organism in Eukaryota, Fungi, Ascomycota, Sordariomycetes, Hypocreales, Hypocreaceae. The transcript is spliced from 4 exons. Gene Ontology annotation, molecular function: protein-lysine N-methyltransferase activity; protein binding. Gene Ontology annotation, biological process: peptidyl-lysine monomethylation. The coding region runs from base 1 to 1407 and encodes 468 amino acids. The record is from RefSeq and is a predicted model, not a curated record. Gene Ontology annotation, cellular component: nucleus.